Molecule: messenger RNA, 1728 nt
Organism: Helobdella robusta
Lineage: Eukaryota; Metazoa; Annelida; Clitellata; Rhynchobdellida; Glossiphoniidae
Exons: 6
Coding region: 1-1728 (575 amino acids)
Source: RefSeq, a predicted model, not a curated record
AUGUCAACAACUUUAAAAGUUCGACUUCCGGCUGAGAAUCAACAGGAAGUUGUGGAAGUACUGAAUUUGAAGAAACAUUUCUUUGAUGGGAUAAACUGUUCGAUAACAGUUGAUAGUGCGAGGAAGUAUCUUUUGGUUAGCAGCCAUGAUGAAGACGUCGUCAGAAAUAUUGCAUACACACUGACGCAGCAGAUAAAAUGGAUCGUAACAUCAAAAGUUAAAUCAGUAUACCGAGAUUUUUUGCAAAAAUUUGUCCGAAAAGAUUGCCACGGCGAAUGGUUUAAAAGACUCGCGAAGGAAAAUGGCUUUGUAAACGUUCGUUUGGUUGAAAAUGGCAGAGAUGAUGGUGACGGUUGUUUGUAUCUCAUAGCUCUCACGAGGGAGAAAAUUGAUCUGUUUGAAAGAUGGUUGGAUAAAGAACGCCUAACCUUCCUACAUACGCACAACAAAGAAGCCGCGGACAAUCUGACAAAAUAUCUCUCCUUUAUGCAAUCAACACACUACGUAACGUUCAAAAUGGAAGAUGAAUAUUUAGAAUUAAGUGGCUUCGUACCAGAUUUAAACUCCAUAGUCUCCCUUGUGAAAGAGAAGCGCAAGCAUUUGAAUGAGAACAUUAUCCACAGAAAGUUGUCGCAACUUCAGUACAAAUUUUUAUCCACUUUCAACUGUCUCCAAGAAACUUCUAGUUGUUUGGUUAGUAAUUCUACAGUGUGUUCAUUCAACGACUGUGAAUACUUGACGAACUUCCUGAGGAAAAACCUUUCCAAGACUUUUGAAAUUGACGAUUAUCUUGUCAGUGCGUGGGUAGAAGCUGAUGAAGACGGGAAUGAAGCACGUUCAUUUGGAGAUCUCGUCAAAGAAUGUAGAUGUGUAUAUUCAAUUAUUUCCAAAAACACGAACAAACCAAAUGGGGAAAAGCCCCAAAACACGGCAUGCCAACAAAGUUUGAAUUGUCCCCAGACUAUGGAAGACCAACGCAAGACUCAAUCUGUGAUGAGUCAACAAAACAUGAAACAUUCCCAGACUAUGGAAGACAGAAAAAAUGAGUCAGAGUCUCAACCCAUGGCAAGCAAACAACGUCUUAGCAUGUGGUUUAAUUUCUUAUCUCCAUGUCUUAUCGGGGUCCACCGCCAAAAUAUGGCAAAACUUUCGCUUUUGAGCGAUUCUCUUCAAAAUAUUUUUCUUUGCUUAGAAGAGAUAAAAAAACAUGUUAAUCAGAACUACGUCAAAUUUAUUAUAAAAACAGAACUUUUUUAUAAUUUGUAUGCUCUAACUUCAUUACUGACAGUCGAUAGUUAUAAGAUAAUCAUCGAUAAAAUUACAUUCGAUGUUGCCAUCUACCUCCAUCCUGAAAACUCAGCAAAAGUUAGUCAGCUGAUAAUUAAUUUCUUUAACGAGACCUACUCAUCCGCAGAAAAUUCUCUUGAAAAUGAACUCAAAUAUAUCAAUGACUAUAAACAUCACUGCUACAACAUACGAACGAUUGUAAUGGGAAUCAAAUUCAAAAAACAAAGUUUGAAAAACGAAUUCUCCAGUACACAGGAAGAGAAAGAGAAGACUCAAACAACGCAUGACUACCCCAUGGAUAUAUCCAUGGGCUACCCGGAAGAAACACACUUUGAUCUCAAAAAAUUCGUCAUCCACAAUGAUAGCGAUUACGAACCAGCGGCCAAGUUUCCAAAAGUUGAGUCAAGUAACUCCUGUUGUUCGCCAUCGUGGACCGGUUAA